Megalops cyprinoides (Indo-Pacific tarpon) is the source of this 4705-nucleotide messenger RNA. RefSeq names its product cGMP-inhibited 3',5'-cyclic phosphodiesterase B-like. The record is from RefSeq and is a predicted model, not a curated record. Gene Ontology annotation, molecular function: 3',5'-cyclic-AMP phosphodiesterase activity; protein kinase B binding. Gene Ontology annotation, biological process: signal transduction. Gene Ontology annotation, cellular component: membrane. Lineage: Eukaryota; Metazoa; Chordata; Actinopteri; Elopiformes; Megalopidae. The transcript is spliced from 16 exons. Bases 467 to 3757 code for a protein of 1096 amino acids.
UGAAUGUCAGAAAUUGCUGUUUCAGAAAUAUAAAUACCGUAUCUAUAAACUUGCGUGUUGUUAAUGUACUACGUUCAUCAUUGCUCGUCUGGGUUUACGAAAAAAAACUUUUUAAAAAGAGACCUGAACUGGCGUUCUAGCUAGAGUCUCUAGCUAGCUAGGUUUCAAGACAGAAAAGUGUAUGCGCGCACAGCUUGUUGUCGCCAAUGCUGCAGAGUGCGCUCCGGGUAUUGUGUCCGAGUUGCAGCCAAUAGUAUUGCAUAUUGUCACAUAUAGGCGGCGACAUAGAGUCUAUAGUCGGAAAAAAAACAACAUUUCACCUUCUUUUCCUUUUACCCAAAAUGCUCGAGUACGUUUGAGUGACCGUGUAGCGCGUUUGCUGUCAUGUAAUAAUUCAAGAAUAAGACGAGAAAAAUAGGGGGGACGGGAACUUUAAACCGAGUAUAAGGAUUUUACAGUCCAAAUCAUGGCUGUAACAGAAGACGGAGAGGUGUUGCACAGUAAAAUCAAGCACUACGAUGGGGUUGGCAAUGCAAACAGCACAGAAACCUUCAGAAACGGCUAUGUGAAGAGCUGCGUCACCCCUUUAAAACAAGACCACCAAAGGGGCUUCUUGUUUACCGUGUGCAGGUUUUGCAAUGUGGAUUUAAUAGGUUCAAAAAGAUUUCGGGCUUCGGCUCUUUAUGUGGGUGCAUUCGUAGUUUUUGCUGUUUCUUUGGUCAUAUCCAGAAGCUUGCCAAGUGGACUUAGCUUUUUGGAUCUGCGGACUCUGCUGGGGUUUUCACAAUCCAUCAGUCCCCUCUUCAGCAUCGGCUGUGCGUUCUUCUUCUUAACAUUUUACCUGAGGAGGAAAAAAAGGGAAAGUUAUAGGUGCUGGCUUGUGUCGCUGCCGGCAUCAUGCUACUUGGGGGACUUCUUGGUUUUGCUGUUUUUGCAAUGGGGAGAGGAUCAGCACCAGAUGCAAAUGGUGGGCAGAUUGCUCUUUGUGCUGGGCUGUGUGGGUCUGCUGACAUUGAUUCCAACUUUGAAACUCAAACACAGUGUUGUGAUCCUGGUUUUCGCCAGUCUGGUGUGGCUAGUUUCCUUCACGAGCCUUGGCUGCCUGCCUCCAUAUGUGAGACCCCUCUUGGCUUGUGUGGCGGGAGUAUCUGGUUGCCUCAUGGGGCUCUGUUUUGAUCAUUAUUACCCACCAAGGGAUACGCCGCACAGGAUCCCUAACGUUGAGGAAAAGGUGCCUGUAAUUAGACCUAGGAGAAGGUCCAGUUGCGUGUCUUUGGGAGAGACGUCAACCAGUUAUUAUGGCAGUUGUAAAAUUCCCCGGAGACCCUCGUUGCCCUGUAUUUCCAGAGAGCAGAUGAUUCUGUGGGACUGGGAUCUGAAGCAGUGGUACAAGCCUCAGUAUCAGGGUGCGGUGUCCGGGAACGGAGUGGACCUUUCGGUGAUCAAUGAGGCACGCAACAUGGUGUCGGACCUGCUGUCGGACUCAUCACUGUCCCCCCAGGUGACAUCGGUGCUGCGUAGCGUCAGCAGCCUCAUGGGGACCUUCUCUGGGUCUUGCCGCCCUCGUGUCAACCCCUUCACCCCCUUCCCCGGAUUCUACCCCUGCACCGAGAUGGAGGAUCCCGCUGAAAAGGGGGACAGGAAACCACACAAGGGCAUGAACAGCAGCAGGAACAGCCUGCCCACUCCCCAGCUGCGUCGCAGCUCCACCACCUCUACCCUUCCACCCCUGGAGUCCACCUCAUCCCGCUGGGAGCGCAGCAACGGCAAGAGACCCCAUCCAGAGCCCACCACCACCAGCCAAGGGUCUCCGCCCAAUGGACCCAAUGCAAACCUGCUGACCAUUCCUAAGCAGAGGUCGUCUUCGGUUACCCUUACCUACCACAUGGGGCCCAGAAGAGCGGGCACAUCCCCCAGCCUGAGCCCUGUUACCUCACCCAGUCACAGCCCCCCCACCAGCAGCACAUCCUUGGUGACACGCUCCCCUGUGGAGUUCCCCGACACCGCUGACUUCCUCACCAAGCCCAGUGUCAACCUGCACAAGCCACUGGGGUACACCCUCAGUGCACCCGACUUCCACCAGCAGCUGCGCACGGCCAGCACUCCCAUCUGCAGCAGCUGUGGGCGUCAGAUGCUGAAGAGCAUGCCCAGUGUGGAUGCAGGCGAGGGUCACCUGCUGUCGGCUAGUGAGAUGCAGCGCAGUCGUUCAGGUGAGGGGACAGAGGCUGUCAGUGACACUGUGGCACGGGAGGGUGGCCAGGAGGCCCAGACACAGAAAGAGACAUGUCCUGACCCAGGGGGGAGGGACCAGGGGGGCACCGAGCAGCAGUCCGCCCCUGAGAAGCAGCACCAGGAGACAGAGAGUGAGCAGGACUUCACUCUGGACCCCCUACUGGAGGAGCACGAUGCCCUCAUAGAGCGGAUCAACAACUGGAACUUCCAGAUCUUCGACCUGGUGGAGCGAACGGGUGGGAAAACGGGGAGAAUACUCAGCUAUGUGACGUACACACUGUUCCAGGACACGGGCCUGUUUGAGAUCUUUAAAAUCCCAGUGCGGGAGUUCAUGGCGUACUUCUGCGCGCUGGAGGAUGGAUACAGAGACAUACCCUACCACAACCGGGUCCAUGCCACUGAUGUCCUACAUGCUGUGUGGUACCUGACCACGAGGCCAAUCCCCGGGUUCCAGCAGAUUCACAAUGAGCAUGUGACAGGAAGUGACACAGACUCGGACAGCGGGAUAUCUCCAGGUCGGGUGUCUUACGCCUCCUCCAAAAGUUGCUCCAUCUUGGACGACAGCUACGGCUGCCUCUCAUGGAAUGUCCCUGCUCUGGAGCUCAUGGCAUUAUAUGUAGCAGCUGCAAUGCACGACUACGAUCACCCUGGUCGCACAAACGCCUUUCUCGUAGCCACUAACGCACCUCAGGCGGUCCUGUACAACGACCGUUCGGUUCUGGAGAACCACCACGCUGCCGCUGCGUGGAACCUCUACCUGUCCCGGCCUGAGUUCAACUUCCUGGCCAGUUUGGAACACGUAGAGUUUAAGCGCUUUCGUUUCCUGGUCAUUGAAGCCAUCCUUGCCACUGACCUGAAGAAGCACUUUGACUUCCUGGCAGAGUUUAAUUCAAAGGUUAAUGAUGUGAAUAGUCCAGGAAUCGACUGGACUAAUGAGAACGACCGGCUGUUGGUCUGCCAAGUGUGCAUUAAGCUGGCAGAUAUCAACGGCCCUGCAAAAGAGCGGGACCUUCACCUCAAAUGGACAGAAGGCAUCGUCAAUGAGUUUUAUGAGCAGGGUGAUGAGGAGGCCAGCCUGGGGUUACCCAUCAGCCCCUUCAUGGACCGCUCCUCGCCCCAGCUGGCCAAGCUCCAGGAGUCCUUCAUCACCCACAUCGUGGGCCCCCUCUGCAACUCAUACGAUGCCGCCGGCCUGCUGCCUGGGUACUGGAUUGAUGAGGCGCGCUCGGAAGAUGAGGAUGAGGAGGAAGAGGACGGGGAGGACACUGAAACGGAGGAAGAUGAGCUGGAGGAGGAGCUUGAACCAAAGAGGGGAAAGAGGCGGCGCCGGCUCUUCUGCAACAUCAUGCAGCACCUGACGGAGAACCACAAGGUGUGGAAAAAGACCAUCGAGGAGGAGGAGAAGAGCAAGGAACUGAGUAAGCAGCAGCAACUGCCGCAGCAGGCCGAGAGCCCGUCCCUGGCCCCUACCUCCGACGACAUCCAGGUCAUCCAGGAGGAGGCAGAGGAGGAAGAGCGUCAGUAACAGGAGCAAGAGGAGGGGCUAAGGCAGGAAGCUGGGCUGGGGAUCCAGGGGGGCGAAGGGGGUCGGGGCCAAUGAGCCUCCACCCCUGGCCCUCCUUACACGCACACAACGCGCCGUGACGGCACCCCGCAGGAUGCCCCAUGCUCUGAAUCAUCACUGUGCCGACACCCAAAUGCUGACGCGCUCUGCGUCACUUCUAAAAAAAAAAAGGCCUUAUUACUGUGAGCAGACUCCCGUCAAGACGACGAGAGCCCCACUCCUAUGCACUUUGACCCAUGGAAGGAAAAAUAAAAAACCAACACUAUGCUUCAGAAGAGGGGACACUUACACAAGUUCUCCAUGGUAGAGUUACCCAGCUGUUAUGCUGCCUUGUUGAACACAGAGUGCUUAACUUUCCAUGAGGUACUAUAACAAUGAAAGCUAUUUAUAAGAAUAAUUAACCCCAUCAAAAUGAUUGACACCAGUUACCAAAGUGAACAGUCCAAACGUGGAAGUGCAGGUGAUUCUGAGACUCAUUCAGGCUCACUGUAGGGAAAAAACAAACAAAAACAAAAACGAACAGAAAAAUUAUGUAGGAACAUAGAUUUCAAAGGUGCCUGUCUGGACCCUGUUCUGAACUCUGUAGUCCAACCUGAUUGGACUGUUGUUUCUGUUCGAUCUUCAACCCCCUCCCCCCACUCUGGUGGCACGAAACACUGUAUCCGCAACUAUCAUUGGAGCGUGUGUGAUGACUGAAAGCAGAUGACUCUCACGCAUCGUUUUGGAUGCCUUCUAUUCUUGCAUAUGUCCAGCCUCGUUUGUUCUUUGUUUUUUCUCUGUCUGUGUGAAUUAUUAUUUUCCUUCAAGAAUGCAAAGUGGCCAAUCAACUAAAUUUGUUCCCAAAAGCCCAUUGAUGUUUACCACAUAGUAUACAGAACAGGAAAACUGUUCCAACAAAGGGAUGUUAUU